AUGUUGGACAAAGACCCACGAAUCCUAAAAACAUAUCACAAACCAGGCUACAACCCCAACAUAUACGGAUGCAGAGACGAUCAGAACUUUGUGACAAAGGCUGUUGGAGAAGAUGUAACUUUGACAUGUACCCGUCCGAACUCAACCCUGUACAAAGCAUCCUUAUUUUGGUUCAGACUUGUUUCUGGAAACUUUCCUGAAUUCUUGGGAGGAACAUUUUCCUUUGAUUAUGAUGGUGUUAAUGAGACUCCUCGUAUAACAGCAAAACAAGAGCCUGGAACCUUUCUUCUCCAUAUUACUAAAACAAGCCUAAGCGAUACUGGAGUUUACUACUGUAUAAAAGUAAACCGACUUGACAUGACAUUUAUGAAAGCAACCUUUCUAAGAAUUAAUGGACCAGAACCUGAUAUCACUGCCAUCAUUCAAGUCCCUCCAUCUGAUCCAGUCCAUCCAGGAGACUCAGAGACUCUGCAGUGUUCAGUCCUCUCUCACUCUGAGAACAAAACAUGUCAAGAACACAGUGUGUACUGGUUCAGAGUCGGAUCAGAGUCUCAUCCCAGUAUCAUUUACACUCAUAGAAACAGUGGUGAUGAAUGUGAGAAGAGUCCUGAGGCUCGAUCUCCUCAGAAAUGUAUCUACAACUUCUCUAAGAACAUCAGCUCCUCUGAUACUGGGACGUAUUACUGUGCUGUGGCCACAUGUGGAGAGAUAUUAUUUGGAAAUGGAACAAAACUGGACACUGAAGCACUCAGCAUGAAGGAUUUGCAGAAGGCCAAAACAGUUCUGUUUUUGUUGUGUGCAGCUUUGGCUAUAAGUCUGAUUGUUAUUGUCUUUCUGAUUUAUAUCAUCAAGAAAACACCUUCUGGUUGUUGCAACGCUGCCAGUGCUCUGCGAACAAAUGCUGCAAGAGCCAGUGGAGAUCAGCAAAGUCUACAGAGAGAUGAGGAACCAUUGGCUUAUUCUGCACCAACCUUUACCAAGAGGAAAACUGGCAGAGCAGAGAGAAGCAAUGUAAAAGCAUCAGAGGGAGAGACAAUCUACAAUGAUGUCAGGCCUUAUUUUUUGGAUUAACAAUCCACUGGAUAUGUGGGGAAAUAUACAGUACUUCACAUCAAUUUCACAUCUGAUAUUGGUGGCAAUAUUUUAAAUAACCUUGUUAAAUGUUAAAUGUAUCAUUUUGACACAUUUCUUUGUCCAGUCUGUUUGCAAUCAUUGUAUGACUUUUUGAAAAAUAUCCACAUUUAAUAGUUUUAAUAACAAUGUACAUAACAUAGUUAUAAUUCUUACUUUAAGUAUAAUAAAUAAUGCUAGCACUCAAACAGGGUUUUUGGAAGAUUUAACUUCAAAGAGAAAGAGUUCUUUUGUCUGACAUGCAGUUUUAAGGCUGUUAAUGUUUCCUAUGUGUCAAAGCAAUGCAAAAAUAAUUGUACAA
This is a messenger RNA of Micropterus salmoides (largemouth bass), 1432 nucleotides long. RefSeq lists its product as uncharacterized. The record is from RefSeq and is a predicted model, not a curated record. Lineage: Eukaryota; Metazoa; Chordata; Actinopteri; Centrarchiformes; Centrarchidae. Gene Ontology annotation, biological process: response to bacterium. The transcript is spliced from 6 exons. Bases 1 to 1071 code for a protein of 356 amino acids.